CAUCUUGUGAUCCCUUUUUUUUUUUAAUUUAAAAAAAUUUUUUUAAAAUUUUCCUCCGGAACCCUCCAGUGGGGGAGCGAGUUAGUCUUCGCGCCCCCCCUCCCCGCGCGCCACCGUCUCCCCAGCUCGGCGUGCGCCUCUUUUCUCUUGUCGCCACUCUUCAUUCUUAUUUAUUCGUAUUUAUUGGGCUCCUGCCCUCCUCCUCCUCCUCCUCCUCCUCCUCCUCCUCCUGCCGCCGCGGCUCCCCCGCCCUCCCCCUCCUCCCGCCCUCCGGAUCCCUGCGCUCUCUCCCCGGAGCGGCCGCUCCGGGGGCUCCGCCGCUGGCCGGGCGUGAUGUUGCACGUGGAGAUGUUGACGCUGGUGUUCCUGGUGCUCUGGAUGUGCGCGUUGAGCCAGGACCCGGGCUCCAAGGCCGUCGCCGACCGCUACGCCGUCUACUGGAACAGCAGCAACCCCAGAUUCCAGAGGGGUGACUACCACAUUGACGUCUGUAUCAAUGACUACCUGGAUGUUUUCUGCCCUCACUAUGAGGACUCGGUCCCGGAAGAUAAGACUGAGCGAUAUGUCCUCUACAUGGUGAACUUUGAUGGCUACAGUGCCUGCGACCAUACUUCCAAAGGGUUCAAGAGAUGGGAAUGUAACCGGCCCCACUCUCCAAAUGGACCGCUCAAGUUCUCUGAAAAAUUCCAGCUCUUCACACCCUUUUCUCUGGGAUUUGAAUUCAGGCCAGGCCGAGAAUAUUUCUACAUCUCCUCUGCAAUCCCAGAUAAUGGCAGAAGGUCCUGUCUAAAGCUCAAAGUCUUUGUGAGACCGACAAAUAGCUGUAUGAAAACUAUAGGUGUUCAUGAUCGUGUUUUCGAUGUUAACGACAAAGUAGAAAAUUCAUUAGAACCAGCAGAUGACACCGUGCACGAGUCCGCCGAGCCGUCCCGCGGGGAGAACGCGGCCCAGACGCCGAGGAUCCCCAGCUGCCUCCUGGCCGUCCUCCUCUUCCUCCUGGCCGUGCUCUUGACCUUAUAGCACCACCGCUGCCACCUGAGCAGCAGGGCCUUGGACACCGGAGACCCACCUGACUGCUCAUCCUAAGAAGGGACUGGUUAUUGGGUUUGGGGUUUUGGGUUUUGUUUUUUGGGUUUUUUUUUUUUUUUUUUUUUUUUUUUUUGGGCAGAUGUCAGAUUUUUGUUUUCUUUCUUUCGGCCUGAAUUCUAAGCGACAACUGGGGGCCAGCAGGGGCUCAAGUGGUUGCUGCUUCCCCCGCCCCCCCCCCCGCCCCGCCCUCUCCCAUCCCUUCCAAAUUAAAUGGACUCCAGAUGAAAAUGCCAAAUUGUCAUAGUGACAGCAGCGGUCGUCAGCUCGUGUGCACUCUCCCCUAAGAGCCCCGGCGACAGGCCCGUGGCGAGGAGCAGUGGUGGCAGGUGCGGCCAGCACGGGCCAGGCCCAGGGCUGCUCUCCCCGCGGUCCGCAGCCUUCUCCUCCAGGACCAGGGGAUGGUCGUGCGGGGCUCGGGUCACCAGGUCGAGUCCGGGGGGUUCAGACGAGACCCGAGAUCACACCCUUUCCUCUAGGAGUAGGACAACGAACAGGCUUCUCCGAGGUUGAGACACUGGGCUUCUUGUUUUUUGGGGUUUUUUUUGUUUUGUUGUUGUUGUUCUUGGGGGGGUUGUUUUGUUUUUUACAUGACUGUCUUAAAGCAUUCUUGACAGCAAAACUUGUGCUCCGUGAAAGAAGCCUUUUUUUUUUUUUUCCCUUUUUUAGAAAGCAGGUCGGGUGCGGGAAUGCUAGCACAGAGCAAGGGUGAAAACAGAGACAACUAGGUUUGGUGGGGGUGUGUACGUGUGAGUGCCUCUGAUUUUUUUUUUUUUUUUUUUUUUUUUGGUGACUGGGCAAUGCACAGCAGAUUUCUUUUUUAUUUUUUCCUUUAAAUACAGAUCACCAUGGUGCUACAAUCUUUUUUUUUUUUUUAAGAAACUCAAAAGAGGCAUUUUUAUGAAUAAAGUGACCUUCCCCAAGGCUGACAAGCCAGGGUUGAUGAGUGUAUAAUGGAAUAGCUUUGGAUGCUCCUCUGGGGGACAAUAUGUACCGAGGAGAGGAGGUCAGCGGCCAGAGGAGAUGUGAUGUGGCUUUGCUGGAGCGCCAGUGUGCUGUGGCCUUUCCCCGACUCCCACCCUAGCACCCACGUUUUGCUCCACACUCCACAGCUACAGGGGCUCGCACACGCGCCCCUGCUACCAGGAGAGUCAGUCAGCACUACUUGGGAGGGCUAAAGGGAAAUUUGGAAUAAAAAAUUCCAAAGUUUGGAAUAAAAAAAAAAAGUUCAAGUGUUGAUUUUAUAUUCUUUCCCUUCCUGACACAGCCUGAAGCGUAGGGGGAACAUGUGUUUAUCUGUGGGAGAUAAACAAGAUGGAGUCCCAAAGACUUUAACAAAAUAUUUUUUUAAAGAUCCACUAGAAUAGAAAAUACAUUAUUUAGAUAUACUUUAUGCUGAGAGUGAGUAUAUAUGCUUGUCCUAUUUAAACUUGUGAGAAAAAAAAAAGUGGUAUCCCUUGAUACAUUUAGAGACUAGGGGGCUAUCUUGUUUCGUUGUGGGGUGGGGCGGAAGGAGCGUAGACGCAGGGUGACCCUGGUUGAGGAGUCCUGGCCCGGCCGACGGGGGCCGUUUCCAGCGGCCGAGCGUGGGGGCUACUGCUGGUGAGGCUGCCACAAGCUCUGAACCCCAAGGCCUAGGCAGGAGAAGUGUCGGACCAACGGAAAAGCAGCCUAGCCUUUUUACUGUUGCACGACACGUCACUAGGAACCAUGCCUUUCAAAACCGAACAAAAGAAACCAAUAAAUAAAUGCAAUGAUGAUGUAAUAUAUGAGAAAAUUGGAAGCAUUCCAGCAAAAUGAGGCUUUUUUAAAAUAUAUAUAUGUGUGUGUGUGUGUGUGUUUCUUAAAAUGUCUAUAUGAAAAAGGAGAGGGGUCAGAUUGUGGAUAUACUUCAUGAAUGGGAAUUUGCUACGAAUUGUGAGUAGUUCUGAAUUAGGGGAGAAAAAAAACAAAACAAACCUGUGUGAAUGAAAGGCAGCUGUAAAGGUCCUUGCACCCUGGAGAGUUGUACACAUGUUGAAAUGUAAUCUGGGCUUACCUGAUUCCUUUGGAAUGGAUGUUACCGCUGGGUCUGUUCACACUUGGAACCGUGGGAGUGGGCUUGCCGGCCACUCGGCCGCCCCCGACACCGGGAACUUCUCUGGAGUGGCACAGUCUUGUCACAGAAGGCAGCCACCAUUUCACGGGAACAAAAGUUCACAGCAUUGGAUUCUUUUUUUUUUUUUUCCUUUAACUCUGUGCUCAGUACUCUCAGUGAUAUCCAGUAAUACUUUUUUUUUUUUUUUAAUUACUAGUUACAGGCUUGUUGGUCCAGUGGGAUUUGAGUGGGGGAAGGGGGGGAGGGUGCCUCCCUGAAAUGGAUCAAUAGUCGGAACCAAAAUAAUACUGCAUGUUCUAGAACCACAAGGAAAUCAAACGAUCCUAUAAGGAUUCCAGUUAGUCAUAACUACAUUAGCAGUGCUGGUUUCAUUUAUAGAAAUGGUGACUUCUGUGGUUUGGUAGCAUUUGUCUCUAACAAAUGAUAAAGUAAUCACUCAUGGCCCUCUCUGCCACUGUCUUUCAUUUUUCACGGUGAAAUUAGACGCCCCCCCCCCGCCCGCCUUUACUUCAUUAUGCCACUACAAAUUAAGUUUAAAAAAAAAAAAAAAAAAAAGGCAAGACUAUCCACCCCACUAGACAGUGUGCUUCUCUACCUUUAAGUGAUAAUAAUCGUAGGUAACGCUUGCCACGGAGUUUCCAAGACCAUGAUCGGUAUAUCAGACAGUUUUCAUCUUGUCCAGAAAGUGCUGGUGGCCUUUUAUGGUGGUGUUACAACCCUCUGGGGGCUUAGGAGGAUGUCGAUGCAAUUUUGUAGCAGCUUUUAAUUUAAAAACACAACUCAAAAAAGUCAAGGGGCCGCCUUAGCUGCCUCUCAGCCCCAGUAAAGUCAAACCCCAGCGACCUUUGCCCCCGGUUGCCAAGGGCUUUGCAACAUGAAGCAGGGAAAUAAGGAUCUGUCUGUUUAGUGGAUACCGUGUAUCCUUUAAUAGACCAGGUAACAGUUCGUGUUAGUUUAGACUAUUGUUUUUGUACUGUACUUUCUUGGGUGGCAGAGGAAAGAAAACAUUAAAAAAAAACAAAAAAAAACAAAAAACAAAAAAAAAAUGAACUAAAAAAAAACUGCGUUCCUUAAAUUCUGUAUUAUUAGCGACCUCUGUUGUAUAUAGUGUUUGAUAAUAAAGUAUUAAUUUGAUUCUUAUGUCUUUUGUAAGUGAGAACAAUAGUCUUUCAGGAUCCAAAACAUGCAUCGAGGCUUUGAAACAUCCGCUGUGUGGGUAGCUGAGAAGAGUCACAGGUGGCUGAGACGCUCCAUCCAGGACUCACGUGCGGUCACCGCCCUCCCGGCCCUAAGACUCCACCAUCUUGGGAGCUGGAACAACAUGACUUUUUUGAUCCAUAUUUUAUCCUCAGUGUUUUCCAAAGUCCCAUAUGUUGGAGCCCUGUGGUGGUUUUCCUCCCCCCGCGUGUUGGUUUCAAAAGGCCUAGGGAACUCCCCACCAGUCCUGUACUUUGGUUUUCUGUUUGUGGUGGUUUCCAUAGACUGGCUCAUUUGUCCUCAGGAGGAGUGGCCCAAGCACGGGAAGGGUUUCAAGCCCCCCCCCCCCAGGGCAGGUUACGUGGGGGCUGCUUCCCUCUGCCAUUGUGAAAGGAAGAGGCGCAUGGUACCUGGGGAUUUUCAGGGACUUUGUUUUUCUCUGGUGCCUUAGCAACGGCAGCAGCCAUUCUUAGCAGUUUACCCCAAAAUUAAUGAAACCGUUUAAACCCCCCUCCAUUCAUUGCUCUCAGAGCUGUGGCCAGUUGUUUUUCUUUUGAAAACCACCUUCACCGGCACCCUCCGUUUGCCUACCACCAACCCCCUUUUUAUUUCUUAUGUUUAUAUUUUUGUCUCUUGCCUUCCUCCCACGUUUUAUUUUUUUCAUCAGAACCGUGAAUGGGCAGGUCUGUCUCUGGUUUGGCAUCACUGAGUUUUUUCCAUGCAUUUGCCCAAGAGCCGCUCGGACGUGAGACAAAUCUCCCUGCAAUGGGCUUGCUCCCAUUGUCUGUACAGUUUAAUAGAUGCUGGCAUGUUGGAGGUUACCCAUGAGUCAAAAAUCCACUUUCCAUGCUUACUCUUGACACCCCAUUGAAGCCACUCAUUGUGUGUGCGUCUGGGUGUGAAGUCCAGCUCCGUGUGGUCCUGUGCUUGUACUGCCCUGCUUUACAGUUCCUUUGCACUUACUCAUCGAGUGCUGUUUUGAAAUGCUGACAUUAUAUAAACGUUAAAAAAAAUGUAAGAAAAAAAAACACACACACAAACCAACCCAUACAAUCUGUAUUUGUAUAUACACGUGUCCGUACAAGUAUACCUAAAUAAAAAUUAAAGAUUUUCAUCAUUUUAA
Molecule: messenger RNA, 5504 nt
Organism: Canis lupus familiaris (dog)
Lineage: Eukaryota; Metazoa; Chordata; Mammalia; Carnivora; Canidae
Gene: EFNA5
Product: ephrin A5
Exons: 5
Coding region: 334-1020 (228 amino acids)
Biological process (GO): regulation of actin cytoskeleton organization; axon guidance; ephrin receptor signaling pathway
Cellular component (GO): external side of plasma membrane; plasma membrane
Molecular function (GO): ephrin receptor binding
Source: RefSeq, a predicted model, not a curated record